This is a messenger RNA of Sus scrofa (pig), 7471 nucleotides long. It is a transcript of the gene PPP5C, whose product is annotated as protein phosphatase 5 catalytic subunit. Gene Ontology annotation, molecular function: hydrolase activity; protein binding. NCBI's taxonomy places the organism in Eukaryota, Metazoa, Chordata, Mammalia, Artiodactyla, Suidae. The record is from RefSeq and is a predicted model, not a curated record.
ACCUCUGGGAGGGGGUUCCUGGCCCCCUCCUGCUUCUCUCAGGACUUCCCUUGGGGUUCUCAAUACCGGUUACCUCAUCCCUUUCUCCAGCUCUCUCGGCUUUGCUUUCAGUAAUCAGGGGUUGGGGAGGGUGGGGUUCAGAGCUGUAUUUGCAGGCUUGGGGGAGUGUGGAUAACCAUCACCAGGUUUCUUUCCAUCUUUCUUUCAUUCUUAUUUUGAUUUUUGUUGUUUUCAUUAUGUUUUUAAUCGCUGCAAAUUACCUGCGGUUCAUAAUAAUGUGGAACUCUCAUCUUCCCCCCCGCCCCCGGCCCCAACUCAGGUGUCAAUGGGGAGCGGGGGCCCUCUGGGUCAGAUCUCACACCUCAAGAUAGAUUUCUGAUCAAGCCCUUAGCUUCCCAAGUGGCCCCUCAGCUCUGCCCACUCCUCCCCCCUGGACUUCUGCUGGCCCCUCCCUGGCGUAGACACCAGCUCCAUUGGUGGGCUUCCACUGGGGGGGGGGCCUCCACUGGCUACACCUAGGACACUUAGCUGGAGCCCCCAACCUCUGCUUCCAGACCUUAAACAGCAACACUCUAUGGUUCUAGACCACACAACCCCCAGUGUGGUCUGCUUCAGGCCUUGCAGCCUCCAAAAGCUCUGAUUCCAGAUCUAACAGUCUUCAUUUCUUUCUCGUUUUAGAAUGCGCAACCUCCGAAAUCGAUUUUCCUGUUGCACAGUCUCUAAGGUUGUCUGGUUCUAGGCCUCACAGCCUCCAACUCCCACAGGCCCAUGACCAUCAGCGUCCUCUGGCUCUAGAGCUCUCCCCAUAAAGAUCGCUUGUUCUCGAUGGUACAUACCCCAACUCCUGCUGAUUCUGGCUCUUACGGCCAAUGAUUUCCUUUGAUUCUGGACCCUGCAACCCUAAGCUUUGAAUUGCUUCUAGUCUUCCUGAUCUGUAAUGCAUUUGAUUGGUUCCAAAUCCAGGCUUCCGAAUGUCUAAAUCAUUUUGAUUCUAAACCUCAAGAUGCCCAGCUCAAUUCUUUUUUUUUUUUUUUUUAAUUUUUAUUUUUUAUUUAUUUUCCCACUGUACAGCAAAGGGGUCAGGUUAUCCUUAGAUGUAUACAUUGCAAUUACAGUUUUUUCCCCCACCCUUUCUUCUGUUGCAACAUGAGUAUCUAGACAUAGUUCUCAAUGCUAUUCAGCAGGAUCUCCUUGUAAAUCUAUUCUAGGUUGUAUCUGAUAAGCCCAAGCUCCCGAUCCCUCCCACUCCCUCCCCCUCCCAUCAGGCAACCACAAGUCUCUUCUCCAAGUCCAUGAUUUUCUUUUCUGAGGAGAUGUUCAUUUGUGCUGGAUAUUAGAUUCCAGUUAUAAGUGAUAUCAUAUGGUAUUUGUCUUUGUCUUUCUGGCUCAUUUCACUCAGUAUGAGAUUCUCUAGUUCCAUCCAUGUUGCUGCAAAUGGCAUUAUGUCAUCCUUUUUUAUGGCUGAGUAGUAUUCCAUUGUGUCCAGCUCAAUUCUUUUUCAAUGCUACAUGCAAGACUUGCUUUUCUCAUCAAAAAGAAGCAAAAUGGGUUUCCCGUCUUGAUCUUAUACCAAGUACCUUCAGAACCACACUUUUUUUUUUUUUUUUUUGUCUUUUUGCUAUUUCUUGGGCCGCUCCCGUGGCAUAUGGAGGUUCCCAGGCUAGGGGUCGAAUCGGAGCUGUAGCCACCGGCCUACGCCAGAGCCACAGCAACGCGGGAUCCGAGCCGCGUCUGCAACCUACACCACAGCUCACGGCAACGCGGGAUCGUUAACCCACUGAGCAAGGGCAGGGGCCGAACCCGCAACCUCAUGGUUCCUAGUCGGAUUCGUUAACCACUGCGCCACAACGGGAACUCCAGAACCACACUUUUUAGUUCAUUUUUGCUCUAGACUUUAGGAUCUCUACUAUCUACUGGGUCUGGACUAUAUAACCUUUACACCUUACAGUUUCCAGGGCCCUCUGAUUGCGGAUCUGAUGAUCUCUCUUUUCUCUGGUUUUAGAAAUUGGCUUCGAAUGUCUUCUGAUUCCACACCUCAUCCUAUACCUGCCUGGAUUCUAGACAAUCUCCAAUUCCCCCUCAUUCCACAUCUUAUGGCUCCAAAUCACCCUGCAUCUAGAACUUGGCCUUCACACAUCUUCAGAUUAGAGACCUUGCCCUAUAAAAUUUUCUGGUUCUAGGCCUACUGCUCUAAACUCCUGAUUCUAGAGCUUAUGACCCCAAAUUCCUUUUGGUUCCAGAACUUGGUCUUAAAUUCAGUUCUUACUCUAGAAAUUCCUCUGGUUCUAGGCCUCACAGCUUCCAAGUGCCUCUGAUCUCAGAUCCAAAUUCUUCUGAUUCUAGAAAUCAGCCUCCAAAUGCUUCUGAUUUGAGAGUCUGGACCUCUCCCUGUAGACUCCUCUGGUUCUGAAUCUUAAGACCUCUGACUCAGAUUCUGGGCUUCCCACCCGACUCCACUUGCUCCAAUUCCUACUCUUAAGUCUUCCUAUUCCAGAUCCCCCCCUCCAGGUCCUUGUGCUAGUGGACUUCAUGCUCAAGCCUCUUCAUUCUCAAGCUCCUAUCCCUAAAAUUUCUCCGUCCUAGAACUCCCUCCAUCCCCCACCUCUCAGCCAGCCAGAUGUGCACGUACCUUUACUUAUCCGGGGAACCUGGGGCUCCCUCACAACCCGCAGACUUCCCCAGCCGCGCAGGCACACGCACAGCCCUUCUGCAUAUCAUGGGGUGGGUGAGAAGACAGGUCUCCUCAGUACUCCGCCACCACUUAUGUGUCCCUGCCCCACCCUUCUUUCUACGAUGGUGCUACUCUUACCCUUGAAGAGGCCUCCCUCUCUCAACCCAAUUCACCCCCUUUUUGGAAGGCACUUCUCACUCUUUUGUCCAGGGAUGGCCUGUCCCGAUUGGUGCUAUGGGGAGAGAAGGGCCUGACCCCUCCCUCCCUCUGGGGGUGACCUGGGCCCUCAAUGGAGGGAAUUGUGCUGGGCUGGGGGAGGGAAAGGGACUGAACCAACAAUGCUGGCUCUGAAACCCACUAAUCUUUAAACUCCUAUAAAGAGCUCUCCUUGGUAGGCACCAGCGCUCUUGUGUGUUGACUCAUCUGUAGGGUCACGUCACCAGGUGUGGGUGCACUGGGUGUCCAUGUCACUCUGUGAUUCUGUGUGUGAGUGACACUGUGUUCCCAUGUAGGUCUGUAACACUCUGUGUCUGGUGAUGUUUUCAUUCUGUGUGUAUCUCUGUGACACAAUUCUGUGAACCUGUGUAUGGAGAGGGCUGUGUUUCCUCCUACACAUAUUAGUGUCUGGGUGAAGUGAUUCAGCCUUACGUGUGUUUCUCAUUAUUUUGGAUUUCUGUGUUCUGAGUGUAGGAGGCACUGCAAAAUUUUUUUUUUUUUUUUGGUACCUAUGUGUUGUCUGUGUAGUGUUGCAAUUCUAGAUAUACCUAUGGGGCUGUUGUGACACUAAUUCUGUGUACUGAUGUCUGCCUGACAUGAUUCUCUGUGUGUGUGUGUGUGCGCAUGUGCAAAAGAGAAAUCGUGAAUCUACAGAUUCACAUGUGGAUGGGUGUGCCUGUUCUGUCAUGUCACCCUCAUAAACCCUGUCCUAUGUUCCACAAAGGAAUCUUUUCAAAGGAAGAAAACCAUUUUUUUUUUUUUUUUCUUUUUAGGGCCGCACCUACAGCAUAUGGAAGUUCCCAGGCUAGGGGUCAUCUUGGAGCUACAGCUACCGGCCUACACCAUGUCACAGCAACACGGGAUCCAAGCUGUGUUGACAACCUAUACCACAGCUGAUUGCAAUGCUGGAUCUUUAACCCACUGAGCAAGGCCAGGGAUCGAACCCACAUCCUCAUGGAUGCGCGUCAGGCUCAUUUCUGCUGAGCCACCACGGGAACUCCCAGAAAACCAUUUUGAAGCCUUGGCAUUUCCUGUUCCCUCUGUUUUAAAUGUCUUUCUCCCUUCCCCCAUCCUCCCUUAGUUACCUUCUAGUCAUACUUCAGAUCUUGGUUCAGACAUCCCCUCCUCCAAGUCUUCCCUGCCUACCCUAGCCGGGUGAGGUUCUCCCACAACCUCCUGAGAGCUAACCCCCAACCACCACCCACUCUAUCAUAGCUUUACAUACUCAGUCCCACUUUGAGUACUUAUAAUGGAGUGGAGUGGGAUAUAAAAAGUCCUUACUCUGUGUUAGGCCCUCUGUCACUUUAUUUAUGUGAUUUUAUCAAACUCUUCUCUAAUCCUAUACCAUAGGCUCAGUUGUGAUCCCAAUUUGCAGAGGAUGAAACUGAGGUUCAAAGAGGAUGGUCACUUGCUCAAGGUCACACACCAGGGAAGGACUGAGCCAGACUCGAAUCCACACACACCAAAAAAAAAAAAAAAAAAAACAAAACCAAAACAAAACUAACCCAACAAGGUAGGCUCUGGAAUAUACAGCGACGGUAGAGGAGGAAUUGAGAGCACAGGAAUUAGGGGGGGCAGGUUCAAGUUCUGCCUCAUCCACUUUUUCCUUGCACGACCUUGGGCAAGUGCAUUGAUCUCUGCAAAUCUCACUGUCCUUAUCUGUAAAAUAGACAUGGUACAAGUAUUUACCUUCGAGGGCGAUUGCUGGCUGUGGUAGGGUCAGAGUGACAGGAUAAGAAGGUUUGAGAGUGAGAGAGCUUGCGCUUUCAGGAAGGGAGCCAGAGCAGAGCCUUCAAGGAUUUAGUGCUACUGUUCCGCUAGCAGCUGAGGAUUUGGAAAGGAUGGUCUGGAAGAGUGCAGUGAACGAAGAUUGGGGACGGGAGUGGCGACUGGAGAUGCUGCUCGAGGCUAGACUCUUCGGGGUCAUCAGAAAGUUUUGGUUUUCUCCUAAAGGCGAUGAGGAGCCAGGGAAGGCCGAUGAGUGGGGAGUGAGGAAGAAGAGAGAUGGUGCAACCAACUUCUGAGCUUAGGGGAUCCAUGGCACCUCUGGUUAACAACUUAGAAACACCGACCCUUUCUUCGGUUGGUUUGAGAAACCACCCCUUUUUCAGAGAGGUAACUGAGGCCCUAGACUGGAAGGGAAGCUUUGUUCAAGGUCACACGUAAUUUACAGCAGGGAUAGACUCCCGGCUCUGGUCCGACUCUGCUUCCGCGCUGGGCAUCCUGCUGUCGCACAGAAAAGCCACACCCACCAGCAGCAUUCGCAACCCACCUACCCACCGGAGAAGACCGCUGCGAAUCGCGCUUUAAGACCUCAAGAAACUUCGGCGGCUCGGAACACGGUUAACUUUGGGAGCCGGGCCACGCCGGGCCUUUUUUGCCCGCGCGUCCCUUUUCGCCUUCCCCAUUGGCUCAUUCUAGGAAGGGCGCCGUCAGGGGGCCCUCUGGUCACCUUGUCCUCCGCGCGCUCUAUGGCGAAAGGGCCGUGCGCAGGCGCGCGAAGGGCGCCUUAAGGGCCCGCGCUUUACGACACUUGUGCAGCAGCGGCAGCGGCAACUCGGCACUCCUUCGCGACGAUUCGGCCGGGUGCCGCUGGCGGCCGUUGCCAGGGUGGGGGUCGCUUUGCGGCAUGGCGAUGGCGGAGGGCGAGCGGACUGAGUGUGCUGAGCCCCCCCGGGACGAGCCCCCGGCUGAUGGCGCGCUGAAGCGGGCAGAGGAGCUCAAGACGCAGGCCAACGACUACUUCAAAGCCAAGGACUACGAGAACGCCAUCAAGUUCUACAGUCAGGCCAUAGAGCUGAACCCAAGCAAUGCCAUCUACUAUGGCAACCGCAGCCUGGCCUACCUGCGCACCGAGUGCUACGGCUACGCGCUGGCCGACGCCACACGGGCCAUCGAGAUGGACAAGAAGUACAUCAAGGGUUACUACCGCCGCGCAGCCAGCAACAUGGCCCUGGGCAAGUUCCGGGCCGCCCUGCGCGACUACCAGACGGUGGUGAAGGUGAAGCCCCACGACAAGGACGCCAAGAUGAAGUACCAGGAAUGCAACAAGAUCGUGAAGCAGAAAGCCUUCGAGCGGGCCAUUGCAGGUGAUGAGCACAAGCGCUCCGUCGUGGACUCACUCGACAUCGAGAGCAUGACCAUCGAGGAUGAGUACAGCGGGCCCAAGCUGGAGGACGGCCGAGUGACAGCCACCUUCAUGAAGGAGCUCAUGCAGUGGUACAAGGACCAGAAGAAACUGCACCGGAAGUGCGCCUACCAGAUCCUGGUACAGGUCAAAGAGGUCCUCUCUAAGCUGAGCACGCUGGUGGAGACCACACUCAAAGAGACAGAGAAGAUUACAGUGUGCGGGGACACCCACGGCCAGUUCUAUGAUCUCCUCAACAUAUUUGAGCUCAACGGUUUACCCUCGGAGACCAACCCCUAUAUAUUUAAUGGUGACUUCGUGGACCGUGGCUCCUUUUCCGUAGAAGUGAUCCUCACCCUUUUUGGUUUUAAGCUCCUCUACCCAGAUCACUUUCACCUACUUCGAGGCAACCAUGAGACGGACAACAUGAACCAGAUCUAUGGCUUCGAGGGCGAGGUGAAGGCCAAGUACACAGCCCAGAUGUACGAGCUCUUCAGUGAGGUGUUCGAGUGGCUCCCGCUGGCCCAGUGCAUCAAUGGCAAAGUGCUGAUCAUGCACGGGGGCUUGUUCAGUGAAGACGGCGUCACGCUGGAUGACAUCAGGAAGAUCGAGCGGAGUCGGCAGCCUCCAGAUUCAGGUCCCAUGUGUGACCUGCUCUGGUCGGACCCACAGCCACAGAACGGGCGCUCGGUCAGCAAGCGGGGCGUGAGCUGCCAGUUCGGGCCUGACGUCACCAAGGCCUUCCUGGAGGAGAACCACCUGGACUACAUCAUCCGCAGCCACGAGGUCAAGGCCGAGGGCUAUGAGGUGGCCCACGGUGGCCGCUGUGUCACCGUCUUCUCUGCCCCCAACUACUGCGACCAGAUGGGGAACAAAGCCGCCUACAUCCACCUCCGGGGCUCUGACCUGCGGCCCCAGUUCCACCAGUUCACAGCAGUGCCUCAUCCCGACGUCAAGCCCAUGGCCUACGCCAGCACGCUGCUGCAGUUAGGGAUGAUGUGAGGCCCCCGCGGCAGGGCCCCGCUCCCCAUCGACCCCAGGCCCAGCCCAGGGCAACGUUGGACCCCCUUUUACUUUGUAAAGUUUGUAUUUAUUCCCCUUUAGGUUUGCAGAGGGGGUGGGGGGCUGGCCAGAUGGUCUGCUCCCUGGACAAAGGAGGAGGAGGUGGAGAGGCUGAGGGUGGGGCGCCGACCGGGCAUUCUGGAGGGAGGCCAGCACCGCUGUGGGCGGGGCGGGGCCCAGAGGCUUCCCCGCCCCCCUCGUUUGCAUGGCCCCUCCCCUGCUAAAGCAAUAGGGCCCCGCCAUAGGAAGACCCCUGGAAGGAGGGUCAUCAGGGAGGCCUCACCUGCACCCCCUCCUGGCAGCCCCGGGGCGGGGCAGGCUGGGGCUCACCCCCUUCCCCAGCUAUUUUAUGUCUGUAAUUAAAUAUGUUAAAAUAAAGUCAUUAUUGUAAGUCA